Molecule: messenger RNA, 5049 nt
Organism: Mycosarcoma maydis (corn smut)
Lineage: Eukaryota; Fungi; Basidiomycota; Ustilaginomycetes; Ustilaginales
Product: putative clathrin heavy chain
Exons: 1
Coding region: 1-5049 (1682 amino acids)
Biological process (GO): Golgi to endosome transport; intracellular protein transport; receptor-mediated endocytosis
Cellular component (GO): clathrin complex; actin cortical patch; clathrin coat of coated pit
Molecular function (GO): clathrin light chain binding; structural molecule activity
Source: RefSeq, a predicted model, not a curated record
AUGGCGGAUAAGCCCAUCAACUUCUCCGAGCAUGUUCAGCUCACCAACGUCGGCAUCGCGGCCGAGAGCAUCUCGUUUGCCAACGUCACCCUCGAGUCCGAAAACUUUGUUUGCGUUCGUGAAAACAUCAACGGUCAAAACUCGGUCGUUAUCGUCAACCUCAACGAUAUCAGCGAUGUCAUGAGGAGACCCAUCACCGCCGACUCGGCCAUCAUGAACCCUGUCCAGAAAAUCAUUGCCCUCAAGUCGGCGCGGCAAUUGCAGAUCUUCAACAUCGAAGCCAAGUCCAAGGUCAAGUCGCAUCUCAUGCAAGAAGACGUCACCUUUUGGAAAUGGAUCAGCAAUACCACCCUCGGUAUCGUUACUGAAAAUGCAGUAUACCACUGGUCCAUGGAAGGCGAAGCCACUCCAGCAAAGGUCUUUGAUCGUCACGUCAGCUUGCAAGGUACACAGAUCAUCAACUACCGCGCAAGUCAAGACGAAAAGUGGCUCGUCCUCGUCGGAAUCUCGGGCAACACCUCUGGCGCUCCCAACGCCUUCCGUGUCAAGGGUUCCAUGCAGCUCUACUCGCGCGAUCGAGGCGUCUCGCAGCCCAUCGAGGGUCACGCCGCUGCCUUUGCAGAGCUCAAGUCUGACGCUGCUCCCAGCCCCUUCAAGCUUUUCACCUUUGCCAACCGAACCGCCACCGGUGCCAAGCUCCACGUCGUCGAGAUUGACCACCAGAAUGGCCAGCCCGCAUUCACCAAGAAGGCCGUCGACGUCUUCUUCCCACCAGAGGCCACCAACGACUUCCCAGUCGCCAUGCAGGUCAGCAAACGCUACGGCAUUGUCUAUCUCGUCACAAAGUAUGGCUUCAUCCACCUCUACGACCUCGAAACCGGCGCCUGCAUCUACAUGAACCGCAUCUCGGGCGACACCAUCUUUGUCACUGCAGAGCACGAGUCCACCAGCGGCAUCAUCGGCAUUAACAGAAAGGGUCAGGUCCUCUCUGUCUCAGUCGAUGAAAACACCGUCAUCCCUUACAUUCUGCGCACCCUCAAUAACUCGGAGCUUGCCUUCAAGCUUGCCUCCCGUGGUGAUCUUCCAGGUGCCGACGAUCUCUACCUCCAGCAAUUCCACUCGCUCUUCUCCACAGGCCAGUAUGGCGAGGCUGCCAAGAUCGCCGCCAACUCGCCACGCGGCAUCCUUCGAACCUCGCAGACCAUCGAGCAAUUCAAGCAGGUCCCCAACCAGCCCGGUACGCUCUCGCCCAUCCUUCAGUACUUUGGCAUCCUCCUUGAAAAGGGCUCGCUUAACAAGUUCGAGUCGCUCGAGCUUGCUCGCCCCGUGCUCAACCAGGGCCGCAAGCAUCUGCUCGAAAAAUGGCUCAAGGAGAGUAAGAUCGAAUGUAGCGAGGAGCUCGGUGAUAUUGUACGCCAACAUGACAUGAACCUCGCACUCAGCGUCUAUCUGCGUGCCAACGUGCCCAAUAAGGUGGUCGCCUGCUUUGCUGAGACGGGUCAAUUCGACAAGAUUGUCCUCUACGCCAAAAAAGUCGGCUACACCCCCGACUAUGCCGCUUUGCUCCAGCACAUUGUCCGCACCAACCCCGAAAAGGGUGCCGAGUUUGCCAGCAGCUUGGUCGGCGACGAAUCAGGUCCUCUGGUCGACGUUGAGCGUGUCACCGACAUUUUCAUGAGCCAGAACAUGAUCCAGCAGGCCACCAGCUUCCUCCUUGAUGCGCUCAAGGACAACAAGCCCGAGCAGGCACACCUUCAAACUCGCCUCCUCGAGAUGAACCUCGUCAACGCUCCUCAGGUCGCCGAUGCCAUCCUCGGAAACGAAAUGUUCACGCAUUACGACCGUCCGCGCAUUGCCAACCUCUGCGAGAAGGCUGGUCUGCUUCAGCGUGCCCUCGAGCACUACGAGGACAAUGCCGACAUCAAGCGCGUUGUUGUGCACACCAACCUUCUCCAGGCCGAGUGGCUCGUAAACUACUUUGGCAAAUUGACCGUUGAGCAGUCGCUCGAGUGUCUCCGCGAGAUGCUCAAGGUCAACAUCCGCCAGAAUCUCCAGGUGGUUGUCCAGAUCGCCACAAAGUACUCUGACCUGCUUGGACCCGUCAAGCUCAUCGAGAUGUUCGAGUCAUUCAAGUCGUUCGAGGGCUUGUACUACUACCUUGGCUCCGUCGUCAACCUGUCCACCGACCCUGAGGUGCACUUCAAAUACAUCCAGGCUGCCACGCGCACCGGCCAGAUCCGCGAAGUCGAGCGUAUCUGCCGAGAGUCCAACUACUACAACCCUGAGAAGGUCAAGAACUUCCUCAAGGAGGCCAAGCUCUCGGACCAGCUGCCGCUCAUCAUUGUCUGCGAUCGAUUCGACUUUGUCCACGACCUCGUCCUCUACCUCUACCAAAACAUGCUCAUCAACUUUAUCGAGGUCUACGUGCAGCGUGUCAACUCUUCGCGCACACCCCAGGUCAUUGGAGGUCUGCUCGAUGUCGACUGCGAUGAGGGGGUCAUCAAGAACCUGCUCCAGUCAGUCUCCGGCCCUAUCCCUGUCGACGAGCUCGUCGAAGAGGUCGAGAAGCGCAACCGUCUGAAGCUCAUCCUUCCCUGGCUCCAGUCCAAGAUCGAAGCCGGCUCGCAGGACCAGCCCCUGUACAACGCCAUGGCCAAGAUCGCCAUCGACAGCAACAACAACCCCGAGGCUUUCUUGAAGGAGAACAACCUGUACGACCCUCGUGUUGUCGGAAAGUACUGCGAGAAACGCGACCCUUACCUCGCCUACAUUGCUUACGCCAAGGGUUUCUGCGAUGACGAGCUCAUCUCGAUCACCAACGACAACUCGAUGUUUAAGCACCAGGCUCGCUACCUCGUCAAGCGACGUCAGCUGGAUCUCUGGGCCCAGGUGCUCACCUCGGACAACGUUCACCGCCGUCAGCUCAUCGAGCAGGUGGUCUCGACCGCUGUCCCCGAGUCGACCAAUCCGGAUGACGUUUCGGCUACUGUCAAGGCCUUCAUGGCUGCCGACCUGCCUCAUGAGCUCAUCGAGCUGCUCGAAAAGAUCAUCCUUGAGCCCUCGGCAUUCAGCGACAAUCGCAGUCUGCAGAACCUGCUCCUUCUCACCGCUGUGCGCACCGACAAGGGCAAGGUCAUGAACUACAUCGACCGUCUCGAUGGCUAUGACGUCGAUGAGAUUGCCAAGAUCGCCAUCGACCACGGCCUUUAUGAGGAGGCCUUCCGCAUUCACUCCAAGGCUGAGCAGCACGAGGAGGCCAUGAACGUCCUCGUUGAACACGUCGUGUCGAUCGAGCGGGGACAGCAGUACGCCAACAAGCUUAAUAAGCCCGCCAUCUGGUCGCGUCUUGGUAAGGCUCAGCUCGACGGACUGCGUGUCAAGGAUGCCAUUGACUCGUACGUCAAGGCUGAGGACCCUUCGAACUACGAAGAGGUUAUCGAGAUUGCCGAGCACGCCGGUCGCGAGGAGGAGCUUAUUCGCUACCUGCAGAUGGCGCGUAAGAAGGCCCGUGAGCCCAAGAUCGACACCGAGUAUGCCUACUGCCUCGCCAAGGCCAACCGUCUUGGCGACAUGGAGGAGUUCCUCGGCAUGACCAACGUCGCCGACAUCUUGAGUGUCGGUGAAAAGUGCUUUAACGAUGAGUUGUACGAGGCUGCUAAGCUCUUGUUCACCAGCGUAUCCAACUAUGCGCGUCUCGCCACGACGCUCGUCUACCUUGGCGACUACCAGGGCGCCGUGGAUGCGGCUCGCAAGGCGGGCAACACGAGCGUGUGGAAGCAGGUACAUGCUGCGUGUCUCAGCAAGCGUGAGUUCAAGCUUUCGCAAAUCGCCGGUCUGGCUAUUAUCCCUCACGCCGAGGAGCUGCCUGGUCUGAUUCGAUCGUACGAGGCCGAGGGCUUGUUUGACGAGUUGCUCACCUUGCUCGAGCAGGCGCUGGGUCUCGAGCGUGCACACAUGGGUGUUUUCACGCAGACCGGUGUCGCACUCGCCAAGUACCGCCCGGAACGUCUUAUGGAGCACCUCAAGCUGUAUUGGUCGCGCUCGAACCUGCCGCAGCUCAUCAAGGUGGCCGAGCAGUGUCAUUUGUGGUCAGAGCUCGUCUACCUUUACACAAAGUACGACGAGAUGGACAACGCGGCACUUGCCACCAUGGAGCACGCCGCUGCUGCGUGGGAACACGAUCAGUUCAAAGCCAUUCUGCCCAAGGUGGCCAACGUCGAGAUCUACUACCGUGCGCUGACGUUCUACUUGGAGCAGCACCCGUUGUUGCUUAACGAUCUGCUCACCGUAUUGGCCAAGAGGAUCGACCACAGCAGGGUGGUGCGUAUGUUCAAGAAGAAGGACAAUGACAACGUACCGCUCAUACGGGGCUACCUCAUGUCGGUGCAGCAUCACAAUCUGGAAGCUGUCAACGAUGCGUACAACGACGUGUUGAUCGAGGAGGAAGACUACGAGACGUUGCGAUCGUCGAUUGAUGGAUAUGACAACUUUGACACGAUCUCGCUGGCGUCUCGCUUGGAGAAGCACGAUCUGCUCGAAUUCCGUCGAUUGGCGGCUCAUCUGUACAAGAAGAACGAACGGUGGAACGAGUCGAUUGCGCUCUCCAAGACGGAUAAGCUGUUUCGCGAUGCGAUUGAGACGGCAGCGAUUUCGGGCGAUCAAGCAGUGGCGGAAGAGUUGCUCGAGUACUUUGUCGAGAUCGGCAACAAGGAGUGCUAUGCUGCGACCUUGUUUGCAUGCUAUGAUCUCGUGCGUCCGGAUGUGGUGAUGGAGUUAUCCUGGCGACACGGCCUCGGCGAUUUCACCAUGCCGUACCAGCUGCAGAGCAUGCGCGACCAAAGCGAGCGCGUGAAAAAACUCGAAGCCGACCUCAGCGAGAGGGCUCGACUCGAUUCCGAGAAGCAGAAGCAAGACGACGCUCCGAUCAUCGCACCUGGCGGACUCGGCGCACCCAAGCUCAUCACCGCAGCCGUCACCGGCCUCGCCCCCGCUGCCUACCCGAACAACCUCAAUGGUGGCAUGUACAUGCAGCCCACCGGCAUGUUCUAA